Molecule: messenger RNA, 2944 nt
Organism: Oryzias latipes (Japanese medaka)
Lineage: Eukaryota; Metazoa; Chordata; Actinopteri; Beloniformes; Adrianichthyidae
Source: RefSeq, a predicted model, not a curated record
CUUGUCUUCUUUGCAAAUGUUCAGUAAAAGUCUAUGAAACCUUUAAUAAAUGGUUAUUAAAGACAUUUUGUUCCAGUGGAAAUCCUUUCUACUUGAGUUUUCCAUGAAGCUUUCCUCCGAUGAAGCAGCGUCACAGACCAUCAGGUCCUGCACAGCCUCACACCAUAUAAACACAACGUUCGGUUCCUCUUCCUGACCCCUUCAGUGAUCCCUCUGCUCAAAAACUGGAUCUGUCGGGUGUAGGCCCGCCGCCUGCCGCUAGGGGCGCCACCUGCGGCCAUCAGGUGGCGGAGAGCCGGAAGUUGUGGCGUUUGUUUCCUGUGGAGCCUUCCGCCAGCUUAUGGCACGCUUCAUGUGUCGGUUAUUCUUGCUUUCAGUCUUUUAUCGUCGCCUCAGUCAGAGUUGAGCUGCACGUGACCACUCCGGAAGUCACCGGUUUCCAUAAACAAAGGUCCGUCGGUUCACCCGCUGCUGCUGUCGCCCCCACCGGGCGGUUCUUCUUCCUGGCUAGCUUUAGGUGGAUGACCCUCCAGUCCGUCUGCGCUCCUGGUCUUUAGGAGGUAUUAGGAGGUCGGGUUUUGAUGGCCAGCGAGGAGCAGCACCGACCCGCCGCGGAGCACGACUACGCGAACACGGCGGACGGUGACCGUGGCAGCCCGCCGGCGGCUGCGUUUGUGGCCGCCGGGAUGGAGUACAGGGUUCCGGUGGAGGAAGGCUGUCCCGGAACGGACCCGGACUCCCGGGUGACGCCGCGACACCCCGCGCGGCCGGAGGACAGGAACUGCUCGUGCUGCCAGCUGCUGUUCGAGCGCCACGGACGCUCCUUCAACCGCAGGGCGGUGUACACCUUCACCACCCCGGACACCGUGCGGUGGGUGUUCCCCGAGUCCACGGUCACGGAGAAGUCCUUCCUGUGCGAAAGGUGCGCGCAGGUGAUCCGCACCAAGGGGAGGCGGAAACAGAGCGGGAAGCGCAGCCUGUGGCUGAAGCCGCCCACGCCCAAGAAGACCAAGGACAAGCAGGCGGCUGGCUGCAGGAUGGGCAAGAAGAGCACAGCGGCCCUGCUGGUCAGCAAGGCCAGCUACAAGGCCGCUCUCCAGGUGCUUUGGUCAGCCAAAGGCGCCCGCAAACCCAUGUUAGACUUCUUCAGUAAGCAGCUCAAGAUGGAGAUGAAGGAGCUGUCUCGGAAGGCAGACAGCCCCUUCCACCUGAAGGUGUCGGGCAGGAAGCCACUGUCCACCUUCCCCUGGCGGCGGUGUGCAAACUGGGCCCAGGAGACCGCUCCGCUGGUGGGAACCUGCCUGCGUUCCAUGUUCCCCGAUGUUAACGCCAUCCUCAAAACCAGUCGUCAGCUGUCGGAGCAGCAGGCUGUGUCGCUGCUGGAGCGCCGCACCGUGGUGGCACUGUCCAUCCCACUUUUCACCAGAAACAACUGGAGGAACAAGUUCUUGCAAGCUGCCCUGGGGGCGGAGCUACACCUGCAGGGCUGUUCUGGCUCCGCCCUCGACACCCUCAACACCAUGGGCUUGUGUCAGAACAAAGACACCGUCAAGUUACUGCUGCAGCGGCUGGGAAGCAGCAAAGAUGCGCUGGAUGAGGAACACGAGCAAAGGAGAGAACAGAUGGAAGAAGUUUCAACUGAUGACAAGGAUGACAAAGAGGAAGAGGAAAUGGUGAUGACCGUAGAGGAGGAAGUGGAACAGGAAGAAGUGCAGGAUGAGAUUUGGGAGGAAGAUGAUGAAUCAGCAGUCAAGGUGAACGAAGCUAAGAAGAGGCGCAAGAAAGCAAAGAGGAAGGUUAGAGGAAGACGAAAGCAAAGGGAGGAAUCUGAGGGGGAAGAAGGGUCAGAGCAGAAAAAGAGGAAGGUGGUGGUGGUGAGGCUCGGCCUCCUAAAGGGGCACUCUGAGGUGGGAAGAUCUGACCUAUCAGCUCCUUAGGAUGCCUCAUGCUCCGCCCACAACUCGAGGCCCACCUCCAUGACAUCUUACAAGGUGCUUUUGAAGAAGACUGGUGGUAGCUGGGCUGAAACCCCCUCCCUCCUCUGCACACGCUGAUCACAUGACUGCCUCCAGCUAGCAGCUUUCUGAAACUCACCGCCUGUCCUUCCAGUGAUUCCGUUGCAAAAGUCUCGCUGCUUUAACCCUUGUGCUAUCUUAGAUGACCCCCCCCCCCCCCUCCUUACAUUGAGGUGUUCUCCCUACCAUGACAAAGGUGGAUAAAGGUGGAAAGAUUUCAUGUAAUCCAUGGACACCAGUGAAGAUCACAAAUCAUUGAAGAAAAAAGGUUCAGAGCACUGUCUAGUGGGUCUAGAUGACCCAACUCCCAACGUUAAAGUGCCUAGGAUAGCACAAGGGUUACAAAUCUGCACACGAUUGCUGAAGAGGAGGCCAAACAUUUGAGAACGUUCAGAGGAAGAUGACGAGCACGGUGAGGUCCUGUCCAAUCAAAACACUGGAUCUAAAGCAGCUUCAUGAAGUCAAAGCUUUCAGGGCUUCUGUGUUUGCAGGCUAGUCUGAUGUGUCUGUUACCUGAACGCUUCUUCACCUCAGAUCUGUAACAGCAAUCUGUCCUUCAUAGCUGGAUGAGAUUCCAGCUUCUGCCUGGAUGUCUACAGAUCAGCAGAAAGCCCUGUCAAACCGUUUCUAAUACUCAACAUGCUGUGAUGAACUUCCUUCACCAGAGUUUGAUAAACAUGGUAGCUGCAGGCAGGUUGAGUUUCUGAGUGUUUUUAAGCACAGUAGAAGAAAGGAUCUGUAUGAGUAAAGUGCCUUUCUGCUGGGAUGAACCCAAAGGGGAUGACCUAACCACACCGCAGCAGCUCCAGAGUUCUCACUCAGUGCAGCCUCAGCACCACUCCCACCAUCAGAGCACUGAAAAACAAAGCUGCUUCAAUCUCUGAAAAGGUUUAUUUCCCAUUUCUGGCAAUAAAAAGUUCUUUACAUCA